This is a messenger RNA of Triticum dicoccoides, 3258 nucleotides long. RefSeq names its product exportin-2-like. Lineage: Eukaryota; Viridiplantae; Streptophyta; Magnoliopsida; Poales; Poaceae. Gene Ontology annotation, molecular function: nuclear export signal receptor activity; small GTPase binding. The record is from RefSeq and is a predicted model, not a curated record. The transcript is spliced from 3 exons. Gene Ontology annotation, biological process: protein import into nucleus; protein export from nucleus. Bases 694 to 2835 code for a protein of 713 amino acids. Gene Ontology annotation, cellular component: cytosol; nuclear envelope.
UGGUUCGCGCAGACGCUCUCCCCCGACGCCGCCGCCCGCCGCGCCGCCGAGCAGAGCCUCGCCGCCACGGCCGCCACCCCGGGCUUCGCGCUCGCGCUCCUCGGCCUCGCCUCCUCCCCGCGCCACGACCUCCAGGCCCGCCUCGCCGCCUCCGUCCACUUCAAGAACCUCCUCCGCCGCCGCUGGCCCAAGCCCGCCGACGACGCCGACGACGCCGACCACCUCCCGCCCAACGACUGCGUCAUCAUCAAGACGCACAUCCUCCAGCUCCUACUCACCGCCCCGCCGCUCAUCCAGUCGCAGCUCUCCGAAGCCCUCGCCGCCGCCGCGGCCUCCGACUUCCCUGCCAGAUGGGAGUCGCUCCUCCCGUCCAUCGUCUCCUCGCUCGGUAACGCCCUCUCGGCGGGGGACGUCCCCGCCACCAACUCCCUCCUCGCCGCUGCGUUCUCCCUCUUCUCCCGCUUCCGCAACGUCUUCGACAGCAACACCCUCCGCAUCGACCUCAAGUACUGCCUAGACACUUUUGCGGCGCCCCUCCUCGAGGUCUUCCUCUCCACCUCUCGCCGCCUCCAGGCCUCUGCAGCCGCCGCAAGCCCACUUGAACUCCGCCCCGUAUUUGAGUGCCUUCGUCUGUGCUGCGAGAUCUUCUACUCGCUCAACUCUGUGGACCUGCCGGAGUUCUUCGAGGAUCACAUGCGUGAGUGGAUGACAGAGUUCCGUGCAUUCCUCACCACCUCCUACCCUCCGCCUGUAGAGGCAGAUGGUGCUCCAGAUGCGCUCCGAGCUGCUGUCUGUGAUAACCUGCAGCUGUACAUGGAGAAGUAUGAGGAAGAGUUCAGGGCAUAUUUGAAGGAGUUUGUUGAGGCCGUGUGGGGGCUCCUCAUGGCGCCGACAGUCUCGCUGUCCCGUGGUCAGCUUGCCGUGACUGCGAUAAGGUUCUUGACAACAGUCGCCGAGAGUGUUCACCAUGCUUUGUUCGGGACUCCUGAUGCAAUGAAACAGAUAUGUGACAGCGUUGUUGUGCCUAACCUGCGACUGCGGGACGAGGAUGAGGAGUUGUUUGAGGGGAACUGGGUGGAAUAUGUCAGGCGUGAUGCAGAGGGAAGUGAUACCGAUACACUGAGGCGUGCUGCGUGCCGCUUGCUGCGUGGGCUAGCCGCGAACUACCGGGAACAGGUGGCUGUACUUGUAUCAGCGCAGGUCCAGCAGAUGUUGGCUGCAUAUGCCGCUGACAGGGCAAACAACUGGAAGGAGAAGGAUGCUGCGAUAUAUCUUGUUAUUGCUCUUAUGCAGAAGCCUGGUGCCACAGGCGGUGGGACACCUGUGGUUGACAUGGAGAGCUUCUUUGCAUCUGUGAUUGUGCCCGAGCUGCAGGCCCCUGAUUGGGAAUCUGAGCCAAUGCUGAAGGCAACAGUCCUCAGGUUCUUGAAGGAGUUCAAGGAUCAGAUACCCAAAGCCACCGCACUGGCUCUGCUUCCAAGUGUUACAAGGUUCCUGACGCACGAGUCCAAUGUUGUCCAUUCCUAUGCUGCGAUCUUUAUCGAGAACCUGCUGAUCAUCAAGGAUGUUGUCCAGAUUAUUCAGAGCCUGUCCAAGGCGUUAGGUUAUCCUGAUUCUUAUGAGAACCCCUAUCUGAUGAAGUGCCUGAUGAGAGUACUUGGGAUCGCAACUAUCGCUGGCCAAGUUGUUCAUGAGAUAACCGCUCGUCUUGUGGGCAUUCUGAUGGAAGUGUGCAAUAACCCCAAGAACCCUGACUUUAAUCAUUACUUGUUUGAAGCUCUGGCAGCAGUGAUUGGCAAGGCUGGUGAACAAGACCCAGCAUUGGUACCUUUGUUUGAGGCAAGCCUCUUCCCAGUACUCCAGAGGAUAUUAGUUGAGGACAUCUCAGAGUUCUGGCCAUAUUCUUUUCAGAUAUUCGCACAGCUUGUCAAUUUGAGCCGACCACCUCUCUCGCAGAAUUACAUGCAGCUGUUUGGUGUCUUGCUCAGCAAUGCUACUUGGGAUCGACCACCAUGUGUUCCUGCCUUGGUUCGCUUGCUGCGAGCAUUCCUUCGGAAAAUUCCAAAUGAGCUUAACCAAGAAGGUAGGCUGCCAAAUAUCUUAGUGAUAUUCCGUAGUCUAGUUUCACGCAGCAGCACGGAAGAUUCUGCAUUCUACAUGCUUAACACGCUAGUGGAAAAUGUUGGUUUGGACAUUAUCAAUCCACACAUAAGUGAGAUAUGGAGUGCUCUCUUUACUCGCUUACAGACUAGGCAAGCAGUGAAGUUUGUGAAUUCUCUUGUGGUGGUCAUGUCCUUGGUGUCAGUCAAGUAUGGGCCAGGUGUUCUUGUCAGUUCUGUUGAUACGAUUCAGCCGAAUCUCUUCACCACAAUUCUUCAGCGUUUUUGGAUUCCCAAUCUCAAGUUGAUCAAAGGUUCUCUUGAAAUCAAGCUUACAGCAGUUGCCUCAACAAAGUUGCUUUGUGAGUCCGCGGUGCUGCUGGAUGCUGCUGCAGCCCAAACGUGGGGUAAAUUGCUUGAUAGCAUUGUCACACUGUUGUCUAGAACGGAGCAAGAUGGAGUACAACAAGAGCAAAAUGACGGAGCUGAUGCGGUGGAUAAUCAGAAGACAUCAGGUUAUUCUGUCUCAUUUGUACGCCUUCAGUAUGCUGGGAAGAGUGAAGAUGAUCUGUUGAAAGACAUAAAUGAUCCAAAGCAGUUUCUGGUGACAUCCUUGGCCUCACUUUCUGCACAGUCUCCUGGAAGGUUUGGUCCUGUCAUUGAGCAGCAUGUGGACCCAGCAAACAAAAGUGCUCUUCUUCAGCUUUGUGCUGCCUAUAAUGCCAACAUUGUCUAGGAGCCAAAUGGUGUCGUUCUAAGGAAUGCUUGGUUACCAGAGUUUUUUUGUCAGAGGAUGAUGAGUCUCUUGGUGUCAUGUGUCCAUGAAGCUGGUUCCUGGUUCGUCCAUGUGUAGGUUGAUGGUGUGAUGGGAAAGAGAAGGUCGCCAAAUCAAAUCAUAUAUAGAAACAUGAACUUUGUGGAGAAUCUGUCUAUUUUGGUUUGAAAUUUUUGUGUGUGUGGAAGAGUUCUCUUUUUCCCGGUGAGUGUACUGGUACUGGUCCCGAAUGUUGUCAAUGUUGUCUGUGUGUGUUGUUAUUCCCGUGGGAUCUGCUGUAAUUCGGCAUGGGAAAUGGUAUAUUUGUUGGAUGUUAUUGGCAGCAUCCACUGUUGGUGUAACCCUUUCACGAGUCUCAGUUUUGAAGGUUGCAACUUGCUGCAA